AUGUCAUCGAUGAUGUUGCGACGAUCACUCACGACGACGGUCACGACCUGGACGACCUUACGAUGCCUGUCUACCACGUCCACCCAACUCUCGCACGAGAACCCGCUCGGCAUUCCCCGCCGAAACCCAAACCCAGCCCCGACGAUGCCCCGCCGAGGAGGUCCCCCCGUAAAACGCAAGAUCCCGGGGGUGAAACACGUCGUGGUCGUCUCUAGCGGGAAAGGAGGCGUGGGGAAGAGCACGAUCGCUGCGAACCUCGCUGUGGCUUUGGCUCAAGGUCAAGGGAAGGGUGUUGCUGGUGGCAGAGUAGGACUACUGGACCUAGAUAUAUUCGGCCCGUCCGUUCCUAAACUCAUGGGGCUCGAAGGUGUCGGGGAACCGUUAUUGAGCGAAGGAGCCAACAAGUUGAUCCCGAUGGACAAUCAUGGGGUCAAGACGAUGUCCAUGGGGUACCUAUUACCACCUAGCGCAAACAACGACUCUCCCGUCGUCUGGCGAGGUCUCAUGGUCAUGAAGGCCGUCCAGCAGUUGCUAUUCGAUGUCGACUGGACGUCAUCAGCUGGGGAUCUCGAGGUUCUGGUCAUCGACAUGCCACCAGGGACGGGUGAUGUGCAGUUGAGUCUCGGUCAGCUGGUCGUAGUGGACGGAGCUGUGAUCGUUUCGACACCGCAGGAUGUUGCGUUGAUCGAUGCAAGAAAGGGUGUCAACAUGUUUAGGAAAAUACAUAUUCCCAUCUUUGGAAGCAUCCUGAACCAGUCUCACUUUACCUGCUCGUGUUGCUCGACACGGCAUCAAUUGUUCGGAUCGCCCGAUGCGUUCAAAUCGGUAGCCGACGACCUCUCGCUCGACGUGCUAGGCGAAAUUCCCGUCGUCCCCGUCAUCAGCUCGGGCGGGGAUAGCGGAGUACCCGUCAUGGUGCAGGACAGCAAGGAAGGAGAAGAGACGAGACAGGCCAUGCGAGGGGUAGCAAGAGCCAUGUGGAAGAACCUGGGACGGAGUAUAUGA
This is a messenger RNA of Filobasidium floriforme, 1005 nucleotides long. RefSeq names its product P-loop containing nucleoside triphosphate hydrolase protein. The transcript has 7 exons. Gene Ontology annotation, molecular function: ATP binding; ATP-dependent FeS chaperone activity; 4 iron, 4 sulfur cluster binding. Lineage: Eukaryota; Fungi; Basidiomycota; Tremellomycetes; Filobasidiales; Filobasidiaceae. Gene Ontology annotation, biological process: mitochondrial respiratory chain complex I assembly; iron-sulfur cluster assembly. Gene Ontology annotation, cellular component: mitochondrion. Bases 1 to 1005 code for a protein of 334 amino acids. The record is from RefSeq and is a predicted model, not a curated record.